CACCUAAUGCGUUCUUCCUCAGGAACGGGCACGCUGCCGGCCCGUUGCCGCCCUCCCUCUUUUGCUCAGGGAAGAGCCAAGCUGGUGACUUCAGGCGGAGUCAUGAAUUCCUUGCAUCACUGGGGUUGCAGGGAAGCAUCGUGAGACGCUUCCGGAAGGAGAACCGCCAGUUUGAGUGUGGCCGGAGGAGGGGCAGCCCCAGGAGGACAGCCCCUGCUGUCCUAUAGGGAGGGCUCUGGGGGGCAGGGCCACCCGGGAGACAGGACAGGAGGCUACUAAUACGCCUGCUGCCGGCAGCAGGGCAGCCUUACUGCUCGAUGAAGCUGCUUGUCUACGCUGUCCGCCUCCGAGGGCUUGCCAAGCAGGCGGCCGCUUGGGAGCGUCUGGGGCCCAGGAGCUCCCCCAGUCCCGGGCAGAGAUGCUGGGCUUCCACGAAGGCUGCUGAAACCAGGUCUGAUCUGCUGUCUCGACCCUGUGUCACUGCAAGGAUCAUGCGGCCGGAUGAUGCCAAUGUGGCUGGCAACGUCCACGGUGGGACCAUCCUGAAGAUGAUCGAGGAGGCAGGAGCCAUCAUCAGCACCCGGCACUGCAACAGCCAGAACGGGGAGCGCUGUGUGGCCGCCCUGGCCCGUGUCGAGCGCACCGACUUCCUGUCCCCCAUGUGCAUUGGCGAGGUGGCGCACGUCAGCGCGGAGAUCACCUACACCUCCAAGCACUCCGUGGAGGUCCAGGUCCACGUGAUGUCGGAAAAUAUCCUCACAGGUACUAAAAAGCUGACCAAUAAGGCUACCCUGUGGUAUGUGCCCCUGUCACUGAAGAACGUGGACAAGGUCCUGGAGGUGCCUCCAGUUGUGUACUCCCGGCAGGAGCAGGAGGAAGAGGGCCGGAAGCGGUAUGAGGCCCAGAAGCUGGCGCGCAUGGAGACCAAGUGGAGGAACGGGGACAUCGUCCAGCCUGUCCUGAACCCAGAGCCCAACACGGUCAGCUACAGCCAGUCCAGCCUGAUUCACCUGGUGGGGCCUUCCGACUGCACCCUGCACGGCUUCGUGCAUGGAGGUGUCACCAUGAAGCUCAUGGACGAGGUGGCCGGAAUCGUGGCUGCGCGUCAUUGCAAGACCAACAUAGUCACUGCCUCCGUGGACGCCAUCAACUUUCACGACAAGAUCAGAAAAGGCUGCGUCAUCACCAUUUCUGGCCGCAUGACCUUCACGAGCAACAAGUCCAUGGAGAUCGAGGUCCUGGUGGACGCCGACCCCGUGGUGGACAACUCACAGAAGCGCUACCGGGCGGCCAGUGCCUUCUUCACCUACGUGUCCCUGAGCCAGGAGGGCAAGUCGCUGCCUGUGCCCCAGCUCGUGCCCGAGACCGAGGACGAGAAGAAGCGCUUUGAGGAAGGCAAAGGGCGGUACCUGCAGAUGAAGGCAAAACGGCAGGGUCGACCAGAGCCCCAGCCCUAGGGGCCGCCCCACGCUGGGCCCGGAGAGGCCCCAGAGUCCAGUCAUGUAGAAUCCACCCCCUUGGCCAAAAACCCAACCCACACUGAG
Molecule: messenger RNA, 1544 nt
Organism: Neogale vison (American mink)
Lineage: Eukaryota; Metazoa; Chordata; Mammalia; Carnivora; Mustelidae
Gene: ACOT7
Product: acyl-CoA thioesterase 7
Exons: 9
Coding region: 318-1457 (379 amino acids)
Biological process (GO): palmitic acid biosynthetic process; acyl-CoA metabolic process
Cellular component (GO): nucleoplasm; cytosol; extracellular exosome
Molecular function (GO): long-chain fatty acyl-CoA binding
Source: RefSeq, a predicted model, not a curated record